Messenger RNA from Acipenser ruthenus (sterlet), 8866 nucleotides. RefSeq lists its product as uncharacterized. The coding region runs from base 516 to 7514 and encodes 2332 amino acids. Gene Ontology annotation, biological process: protein import; protein targeting. Gene Ontology annotation, cellular component: membrane. NCBI's taxonomy places the organism in Eukaryota, Metazoa, Chordata, Actinopteri, Acipenseriformes, Acipenseridae. Gene Ontology annotation, molecular function: ATP binding; protein binding; ABC-type protein transporter activity. The record is from RefSeq and is a predicted model, not a curated record. The transcript has 2 exons.
CACAAUUAUAAAUGAAUAUAACCAGCUUGUAAGAGCCAUUGAGCUCAGAAUUUUAACUUGUGCUUCAGUUACUUUCUCCUGUAUACUAAGCAACAAUAAAAAUAACUUUGUAGAUUUCAUCUUUGGACUCUGACUUCUUUCUUGAGGAGAAGAGACACAGACCUUUUUCUCUCUCCUGAGGAGAAGCUUAGAGGACGGACACCUUUUUCUCCUUAUUGCCGAUCCUGCCUAUACAACUACGAGUUUUGCGUCUUUCUUUUCUUUUACCGGGAAGACUGAUACCUGACUGAGGAGAAGACAUUGACACACCAAGACCGGACGUGAACGGAACCCGGACAAUGAUCUGAGACCACUUCAGAGACCAGCCUCAACCGACACGUAGAAGAUUCAGAGGAGACAGCAACAGCGUAGAAAAACCACCACAUACCAGUACAUCUAUUGAAGGAGACAUAUUCAAGGGAAGCUGGAGGAGAUUACUGAUACAAUCUACAUCUACAUACUAACAAUGCUUUAAAAUGGGAAACAGUGCGUCUCGUGAAUGUCACAAAUGUGGGUGUUCUUUACCACCAUGUAAAAGACGAAAAGAUUUCCACAAAGAGACUUUGGAUGGACGCCAUGUCUAUGUAUUUAAUGGUGGUCAGUACUACAGAGAAGUUAAACAUGCUGAUUUCUAUGAAUGUCCAACAUGCUUCUGGAAACCAAAAAGGGACAGAGAACUAGCAGAAAAAACAAGACAAGAGGAGAAAGAGAGGAGGCAACAAGAGGAGCAAGAGAGGAAAGAGAGAGAGGAGAUACUGAGGAAAGAGAGAGAGCAGCUACUGAGGAGAGAGAGAGAGGACCAACAGAGGAAACAGAAAGAGGAGCAACAGAGAAGAGAGAGAGAGGACCAACAGAGGAAACAGAAAGUGGAGCAACAGAGAAGAGAGAGAGAGGACCAACAGAGGAAACAGAAAGAGGAGCAACAGAGAAGCGAGAGAGAGGACCAACAGAGGAAACAGAAAGAGGAGCAACAGAGAAGAGAGAGAGAGGACCAACAGAGGAAACAGAAAGAGGAGCAACAGAGAAGAGAGAGAGAGGACCAACAGAGGAAACAGAAAGAGGAGCAACAGAGAAGAGAGAGAGAGGACCAACAGAGGAAACAGAAAGAGGAGCAACAGAGAAGAGAGCGAGAGAGGAGAAAGAGUGAGGAGCAACAGAGGAGAGAGAGAGAGGAGCAACAGAGGAAACAGAAAGAGGAAGUAAGGAAAAUUGACUUAAAUGUGUUUAAUCAUGAACACACUGAAAAAGAGGGCACUUACGAAGAAGAUGAUGAUGAAGACGACGAUGAUGAUGACUAUGAUGAAGAAGAAGAUGAAGAAGAAGAAAACUAUGAUGAAGAAGAUGAAGACAGCCUGCUUGACAUGCUUUCCACUAAAUUAAAUUCAGACUUUUCUAGUUUGAAACUUCAGGACCUGUCUCCUCAACAGGUAGAGGAAAUUAUCCAAAUUUUGAAGGAACUUUUCAUUGAUUGGACAAAUGAACCUCCAAGCCAACACAUCCUGGAGCAGCUGCAGGUUCUUCUCAUAGAGCUGAUAAUAGGAUCCUGCGAGAUAGAUGAGGACACUGCUCUGGUGUUAGAACUGCAAGCUGAGCUGCAUGAUCUUAUCAACACCAUGUCAGACUCAACACAGAGUGUAAAGGAAUGCCUUCAUUUAACUCAAACUCUGUUCCAUCUAUUUCAAUACGAAUGUAAAACCAUUAGAACCUCAAGCAGCACCGAUAAGAGUAUGUUGCACCUUGCUGAAACAUGGGCUAAUUGUGAUAUUUUAAUCAAGGACACAAUCUUGCUAAACUUUUUGGAAACACUUUUAAAGAACUUAAAAGACUUUGACAGCAGUUUGUCAACAAAUACUCAACUUAUUUGUUGUGAAUUACUGAUUGAAAGAGUUAUGCGUUACUGGAAGGCAGAAGGUGGAAGUGAUAUCACAGAAAAACUAUUAGGACUUGUCCAAACCCAGCUCUGGUCUCCAUCAAAUCUAAUAGAACUUUUAAGGAUUUUAAGUGAUAAACAUCCGAACGAUAUUCUGAAAAUCCUACAUUUGAUUGAAAUAUAUCGUGUCUCCAACACAUGGAAAGGCAAAGAUGGAAAAUCAUUAACUCACAUAGUUCAACUUGACAGGAUGACUAUCAAAAAGCUGGAUCUUGCUGUGGCUCGGGAUGAAGCAAAGGGCCUUGAUGAAGUCAUCAAUGAAAUAAAAAAGGGAAAUCUGAUUGAAAAGAGCACACUUAACAAAAUCAGGAACAUCACUAUAAAUGUCCUUGUAGAUACUAACCUUAAGAAUCAUCCAGAUAUGCCCAAAGAGGAUACAUUGCAGAAGCGUAGAAAGGAUUUUUUGUUAACCAAUGGACAAGACAUCAAUGAACUCCAGAAGUUACUGGAACUGCUGUGUAGAUCCGUACAUGAAGUUAAAGGGUGGUGGCCUCGUGUCACACAGAUGGUCAGCUGGUGUCUCCUAGCAUUGACAAAUUCUGGUAAACUUCUAGAAGUUGCUACAGGAGAGGGGAAGUCUUGUAUAAUAGCCAUGUUUGCAGUUUUCCGUGUUUUGAAAGGAGAGAAGAUAGAUAUUGUCUCAUGCUCCUCGGUUUUAUCUGAGAGAGAUGUGAAAGACUGGAAAGAUUUCUACAGUCUCUUUAAUAUUACAGUGGACACAAACACUGACAAAACUGAAGAUGAAGAUCGAAAUCGGUGUUAUGGUUCUGAUGUUGUGUACGGGACAGUGGAGACAUUUUCUGCUGACUUCCUCCGUCAGAAUUUUGAGAUGAAACAGAUAUUUCCUCAACCACGAUUUCAGUGCAUUAUAGUGGAUGAGGUUGACUCCCUUAUGCUGGAUCAAGGACUUCAGUUCACUUACUUAUCUAGUGACAUGCCUGGCAUGCAGGACCUUGGUCCCAUUCUUGCCAUGAUCUGGUGUUCUGUUAGCCAGUGUGGUUAUGUUGCGUCUAAAACGGAAACCUUCUUGAGGGGCCCCCUUUUACCCUUCUACAAGGCUCUUCAUGAAGGGACUGAUAUUGAGGAUCCCCUGCAGAUUCUAGAAAUUGCUGAACAGAAAGGACUGGUUCCUCCUGGAGCUACUGAAGAUGUCUUAUCAGGGAAGCAGGACAUUUUAAAAUAUCUCUUAAGCACUGCCAAUCACGAAACAAUGCUCAAUAUUUUAAGUGCAGCAGAAGAAUAUUUUCCAUAUAAAUGGCUGCCAUACACACUGGAUGACAAAGGUACCCUCCAACUGAGGAUGCCUCCUGGUAAUGAAGGUUUGGAACAAACUAAUCAAGAUAUUCCCCAUCUACCAGUUUUAAUUGUUGAAGAUGGUUUAUGUUGUGCUCUUUAUGAUGCUUAUGAAGACUAUAGUGAAACUGUGGCAGAGAACGUCAAAAAGCAUAUCCAGUAUACUCCAUGUGACAAAAACAAAGGUGAUGCAUUACGUGUACCAGGCUUCCUUAAAGAUCUGGUUGAAGCAAAACUACAGACAUGGGUGGAAAAUGCCUUUCUUGCCAUCAGGCUUCAAGAAGGCAGAGAAUACUUGGUUCAAGAGAAGCAGGUAUUGCCUGUAGACUUCAAAAGCACAGGCAUUGUUGAAAUGAACAAGAAAUGGGGUGAUGGGCUGCAGCAGUUUCUUGAGAUGAAGCAUCUCACCAAAGUGAGCACCUUGUCUACUAUCACAAACUACAUCUCCAAUGUCAGAUAUUUCAACAUGUAUAACGGACAGAUUUAUGGAACAACAGGCACACUGGGAACAGAAUCAGACCAGGAGUUCUUACAAAAACUGUAUUCUACACUCUCUGUUUGUAGGAUUCCAACAUUCAAUCGAAAGAAGCUGUUUGAAGAGAAAGGCCUAAUCAGAAGCACAAAAGAAGAAUGGCAAGAAACUAUCUGUUCAGUGAUCCGGAAAAAAGUGAAAUCCACUUCCUAUAGGAAAGGACGAGCAGCUCUAGUGAUAUGUGAAGAUAUCAAUAAGGCUAAUGAUCUGUAUGAAGUCAUUAAAAAUCUGGCAGAGUCAGAAAGUGAAAAGACUAUCAAAGUCAGACAGUACACUCGUAAUGACGGUCAGCAUGGGAAUGUCAGUGACUUUGAUUUGAAUCCAGGUGAUGUGAUUGUAGCCACAAAUUUAGCUGGUCGAGGCACUGACAUCAAGGUGUCUGAAGAGGUUGUAAGAAGUGGAGGUCUGUUUGUGGUUCUCACUUUUCUUUCCCAAAAUGCAAGAGUUGAACUGCAGGCUUUUGGAAGAACAGCUCGCAAAGGGCAGCCUGGCUCAGCACAGGUGAUUGUCUGUUCAAGCGACAUUCCUUUCAUUCUUACAAUGGAUGCAAACAUUGACAAACUGAAGGAUGUGCGAGACUAUAGAGCCAAAUGGAAGGUUAAACACAUCAUGGAAGAUGAAAUCGUUGAAGUCAACCUGAGAGAAAAGCUCUUUUUGAAAUACUGCAGUAUUCUUUCCGGAAUAUAUAAGAGCAUUGCUAAUAAAGGUGAUAAAAAAGUUACGGCUGCCAUCAUGAAUGAAUACUGGGGAACAUGGCUACAGAUUAAAUCUAAAGAUCUAGUUCAGCGUAAGGGAAAAGAACUGGAGGAAAGCCUUGAAAAGGACACAGAAAUGGCUAAACAUAAAUCACAAAGCAGUGAGUCCCCUUUAUCAAGUAUCUAUCACUACAUUAAAUUUGGUAACAACUUGCUCAGUGCUGGUAAAACAGAAGAAUGUGCCAAGUUUCUUGAAAAAGCCAUGAAUUUAGACCCUUCUUGGGCUGCCAUUGCUUUCUACAAUCAUGCUUACUGUACAUUAAAGCAAAGAAAAGAAAACUACCUGGACGCCUCCUUGAAGGAUCUUGAGAAGUCCGUGGAUUCCCUGCACACACUCAAGGAGCAGUGUCUGGUAACAGCGAGUCUAUUGCAGCUCUCAGUUUCACACGUCAAGACUGAAAACAAAACAGAGUUUCAGAAGAACAUCCACAUCAAAGUGCAGGUGCUUGAUUUCUUUGAGAAAAACAUAUUGACAUCAAUUCUAAAUCUGAAGGACAUCCAGUCCAGACACAGUGAUGCUGUGACUGUGGAGUCUGCUGUUUUUUCUCUUGGUCUUCAAUCUGAUUCAGUUGUGCAUGAAGAAUUGUAUGAAUUGUACAAGAUGGGUCUCCUCAAUGUGUUUUCUGUAGAGGAGAAACCUCGCUUCUGCUGGGAAGGUCUUGGGGUGUUUUUACUGGGAGUCAUACAAAUAGUAGGAGGUGUACUUCUAACCGCUCUAACAGCUGGCACUCUUUCCAGUAUUGGGAUGGCACUGAUUACUGAGGGGGUAUCUGACUGCAUUGAUGGAGUGACAGCUGUAGUCGAAGGAGAAUUCAGUUGGGGUUCUUGGGCCAUUUCCAAAGCAAUCUCUAUUGGUGUGUCAUUGAUUGGUAGUGGAAUUGGUAAAGUAGCAACAAAGGCCUUUGAGAAAGAUUUGACACGCUUACCAGAAAUGCUAACUAGUGAGAUUAGAAGUGAGUAUACUGCAGUGAUGAAGGAAAACACAAAAAAUGCUUUCAAAUAUGCAGGUAAAGAGAUGGCACAACAAACAGUCAUGUACGGAAUAGGAAAACAUGAAGAGGUUGUACUGAAUAGAAUUCUUGAAAAAAUAGAAACACAGAUUCAAGCAGAAUCACAAAAAACCAUGAGGGAAAAAGUACAAACUAAGCAGCUGAGACCCAUAAUUGAUCGUUUAGUUAUGUCCCAGCUGACAGACCCCAAAGAAGUGAAGCUGCUCCUAGAUCCUGGGAAGCCUCUCUGUGAUUCUGUAAAGAAUGUCUUCAGUGAGUUUGUUCAUGAAAUUCUGAAUGAAGAUUACAGGAGUCUUGAGCGGCAGAAUCAACUGUUUUCUGCUAUAACUGAUGUCAUUGAAAAAGCCAAAACAGAGGUCCAAGGCAGGAAAAAGACCAUUCUAAAUAUUAUUGAAAUUGGUUAUUUAAGUACACUUAAUGGGCUUGCUAUCAAUAACGUAAACAACCUUCUCAAUGACUUUGCAUCUAAAUUAAGUGCCAAUAUAAAUACAUUAAUGGAUGAAAAGAAAACAUUGAGUACAUGUGAUCUUUCUGAAGAUGAUGAACCCAUCCUAGCACAAUUUAGGGAAACCCUUGCUGAUUCUAUUUCUAAAGAGCUUGGAACUCUCUUAGUUCAAACUUUCCAUCAGAAGUUUGCAGGGCACCUUGUGAAAGAAGCUCAGUCUAAAAUAAAUCAAUAUGCAAGCAGCUUCAUAAGCAACAAGCUGAACACCAACAGAACUGUAGAAAAGUUAAAGGGCAGCUCUGCAGCACUCUACAUAACACACAUGGCACCCACCAUUGCAUUUAACAAGAUACACCCAGCUGAUCAAGAUUAUUUUGACAAAUACAUUAGAAAGAUUCAAGAGUCAAAUACAACAGGCUCUGUACUGGAUUUAAAAAUGUUAUCAGAAACAACAGGCACAAAGGUAAUGGUUUCUGAAAAGGACAAGAAAGGGAAGCUGCAGACAAAGCAUGUUUUAGAACCAAGUUCGAGUAGAGUACACAAUACAAUACAUCUAGUCUACCGGACAGCCAGCAAAGAUGACCCUGAAGGCCAUUAUGAUGUUUGUAUAAAUAGUAAAAUCUAUCCAGUCAGGAGUGAAGGGAAAAGCUGCAUGUAUCACGCCUUCGCACAAGCAUUGCAUCCUGAAGCACAGGACUCUAAGCUCCCCCUAAAGGCAAAAGAUCUUAGAGGAUUAGGAAUACCAAAAAUAGAGCAGUUACAAAAAUUGAUAAAAAAAGGAGAUACGGUAGAAUAUGUUACUCAACAGAUAGGACGUGUCGAUUCUUACAAAAAUAAUAGAAAAAAAGUGCAAGGUUUUGGAUGUCUUUUAAAUGCAGAUCAUCAGCCUCCUAUAAAUAGCAUUCUGAAUGCCUGUCAGACACAGCUAGAAAAGACACUGGCUAAAUCUUUGCUGCAGCUGGCCCUCGGAAAUAAAUACCAAGCUAAUUUAACAGCUGAAGAAAUACAAAACCUAAAGAAAAAGUGUAGUUUCUGUGACCUGCCGUCUGUGGUAGUGCCAUAUGAUAUGCACAAGGAAUUCCUCACAACUGGGCGAUCGUUCGUAGCCGUAACAUUUCGAAGACUGAUAACGGAAGCCAUUCAAAGUGGAAAUGCUGUAAAAAUGCUCAAACUCACCUUCAUAGGCGGCCAGCCAAUUACUACCCUAAAGAUAAAAGCAGAUAAACAUAACACUGAGAUUCUUAAGAUAGAUGCAUAUUUUGGUAUCGGUCAACAUGAGAGAAAAGUUUUAUUGAAAAACCAGCUUAAAGUCAUAAAUAAAACAUUGUUAGACAAGUGGAAAGACAUUAUCAAUAAAACAGAUUAUCCACUGACCACUGCUCAUUUGGAGGAACUAAAAUUGUAUAUAAACGACGAGGCAUAUUUAAAUGAUGGAAAACGCUUUCUUCAUGAAAUUCACAAUGUUGACUUUCAGCCUACAGAAAAAAAUGAACCCUAUGAAAUGCCUUAGAAAAAAAGAACGUGCAAUGCAGUACAAUGAUCACUUGAGGUUAAAAUUAAAUUUUUACAAAUAUUUUUUACAGGUGAUGUUAGAGGAAUAUUUAUUGUGUCAGAAAUCACAUAUUUUCUGCUAAUGCAAAUUAUGUGACCAGUAGCCAUCUUGUUUUUCAUGCCAUGGGGUCCAGUGCUUGUAGUGUGAUUUUCACUUGCUGUGAUUCAGCUCUGCCCCACAUUUCACCACAUUUGAUGCAGGAAAUUAUUCCUUUUUACUUAGAAGACAUGCAAGAUUAUUGUAAAAAAGGAAAAUUACCAACAAAUAACAACUUUGUGUAAUAAUCACUGAGACAUUUCCCCCCCCUGCUGAAGUGCCAUGUCAUGACAAAGUUUGAAUAAUCUUAGCUUUUCUCAUGACUAAUGUCAUGGUAAAUUAUUACCAGAAUAAUGCUCUAGUAAUGAGUUCCUUUACAGCUGUCAUGCCUUAUUUAUUUAUUUCAUUUUCAAAACACCCUGUGAUGGGAACUGUUUCUUCUGGGCUAUAAGUAGCCAGGUUGAGAGACAGCUCUCUGUAAACUUUGCAAUAUGGUUUACAAUUCCCUGUCAGAUCUGUCUAAAGAAGAAAAAAAUGUGCUGCAACAUUCAUUGGCAUACCUCUGUCUAUAAGAAUGUUUUUGUGUUUUUGGUACUCCUACAGCAUCGCUAGUGGUUGAACAAACCAAUACAGGAGUAGCAGUCCCAAUUGCAGGAUGAGCAUGUGAAAGUUGUUUGCGCAUACAUCUGUGACUGUUGCUUCUUUCUUGUCUUCUCUUCUGCAAUGUCACUCCCCGGAAGUGCAGGAUGUGCCCUAUAGCCUGGAGAUUGCUGAUUCGAAUCUGGGCUAUACCACUGCUGGCUGUGGCUGGGAGCUCCCAGGGAGCGGCGCACAAUUAGCCCUUGAGAGUCAGCAGUGUAGUAAUAGGAUCUGCAUUUCUUUUGACUUGCGACUUCUGGUUAGCUUCACUGUCAGCUUGUGGAGUGAAAGAAAGUAUGUGGCCUGACAACGCACGUUGAGUGCAGUUUUAGUUUAUGCAUGCUCUCAAAUGUUUGAAAUAGUAUUUGAUCCUCUAGUUCUAUUGCUUACAUUUUUUGGAUAUAUCUUGCUAAACUGUUUCACAAUGUCAAAGGAAUGUGUUUUAUUUUCUUCAAACUGAGAUGUGCAUUGACGAAACAAGUUUUCAGAGAUGUUAAGCAAAGAUUGACUUUAAAUGAUUUGUAGAAAUAUAAUGUAUGCUGAAUGAUCAAUAUGUUGAUGACAUUGUGUAUCUAUUUUGUUUGUUUGUUUUGUAUGUUUCAAAACAAUCUUUUAAAAGAGUUCAGUAACCGUGA